Chara braunii is the source of this 1724-nucleotide messenger RNA. The record is from the annotation of a GenBank genome assembly. NCBI's taxonomy places the organism in Eukaryota, Viridiplantae, Streptophyta, Charophyceae, Charales, Characeae.
CUUGGGUUCACACCUGGCAAGUACGGACCCCAGCGCGAUCACUGCCAACGCCGGCCAUCGCUCCCUGUUGACGUCAACACAUGAGGUUGGUCAUGCCUCCUCAGCGGGAUCGUGCACGACAGGAGCAGGAGCAUGGACGAUGGGUGCUGCUACUUGUAGCUGUGGCGAUCAUAGCCAUACAAGGCACGCAGGAAAUGGAGACACUUGCACGGCAGAUGGCAUUGCUCCUCCAACACUUCAUGCAGAUGUCUUUUGAGAGUGAUUUGCUGCAACUGGCCGUGUUGGAUUCAUCCUUCAUGAUAAUGGCGACGGCCAUGGCUGUUAUGGAGGGACCCUCUCCACCUCGAUGGUGGGUUCGGCCGAGGGCAGAUGGGGCGUGGCGUAAUAUGACACGAGGCGAUGCUGCUGCUGAAGACUAUUACUUCGACAACAUCAGGAUGGGAGAGGCGGUGUUUCGUGGCCUCGUUGCGAACCUGGAACCAUACCUGGAGCGCCAACACACAUGGUACAGGGCGCCCACGCCGCCGGACAAACUGGUCGCGUACGCCCUGUACAGGUGGGCAACCGGCGCAAGCUACGAACAUUCCUCUGCUUCUUUCGGGAUUGGGUGGGAGACCGGGAGGACAGCGGUUCGCGACGUCACCUUGGCUAUCCUUCGAGCGUAUCCGGACGAGAUUGCAUUCCCGGGUGGUCAGCGUUUACAAGAGGCUUUCGCGGCGUUCGGGAUGAAGGGGUUUCCUCGUUGCUACGGUGCAAUCGACUGCACCCACAUUUUCAUCGACAAGCCCGCAGGGGAGAUGGCAAGACCAUACGUUGACCGACAUAGACGGUUCUCUGUGGUGGCGCAGGUCGUCGUUGGCAUGGACCUGAAGAUCUACGACGUGUACGUAGGGUGGCCGGGCAGUGUGCAUGACGUGCGUGUGCUGAUGAACUCUUUUCUACGUGAGAGGGCUGAAGACGGAUCACUGUUUUGUGCUGAUCUGCUUGCCCUCCUUGGCGGGAUUGAGACCAGAGGUUACUUACUGGGGGAUGGCGGGUAUCCUAGCCUGCCAUGGUUGGUGGUGCCUUUUGGAGGGCCUCAAGAGGAUGGCUCUGACACGGAGGUGUUCGACACUGCGCAGAAAAGAUGUCGUGGUUGUGUGGAAAGAGCAUUCGGCAGGCUCAAAGGCAUGUGGCGCAUGUUUCUGCGCACCCAUAAACCUCACAUCACUUCGUUGUCCCUGCAGUUCCGUGCCGUGUGUGUGAUUCACAACCUGCUGAUACGCUGCGGGGUUCAGAUGGACCCGGCUCUUGCUCCACGGAAUGUGCACCGCCACCCGGACGAUGACAACGAUGACGACGUCGCAGGUUCAACUCUUCGAGUUGACGCAGGUAUUGUACACAGGUAAGUUGGGAAACUAGGGAUCGAGCCCUGGGAUCUGUCUCAGCUACCACGAAUUGGUGAAUACCGUUUCAUAAGCUAAGUUCAGAAGUCAACGAUUGAAUCAACCACACACUUCACACAAGGCUCUCUAAUAUACAGUACACUACCUAGUCACUGUCACUCCAAAGUAUAGCAACAUGGGCUCCCCGCAACACUAUGAUCAGGAGUAGUUGGGGGCAGGUAGUGUACGCUGUGUUAUUGAAAGCAAAAAAAAAAAAACAAAAAAAAAAAAACAUGGCCUGAGAAACACUGAAAAAAAAACCCAAAAAAAACAAAACAGAAAUCAACGCUGCGGACAGCC